GAGGCCUUCGGCGUGUCCCACGACGCGCUCGCCGAGUGCCUCACGCACCGCACCAUCAGCGUCGGCGGCCAGGCGCUCAAGGCCAACCUGAACCCGGCGGACGCCGAGGACUGCCGCGACGCGCUGGCGAAGCACGCGUACGGCGCGCUGUUCCGCGCGACGGUGCAGCGCGUCAACGCGGCGCUCGCGUCCGCGUCGACGAAGAAAGGCGGCGUCGACUACAGCAUCGGCGCGCUGGACAUCUUCGGCUUCGAGAUCUUCGUGCGCAACUCCUUCGAGCAGCUCUGCAUCAACUUCUGCAACGAGAAGCUCCAGCAGCACUUCACCAAGCACACGUUCGACCAGGAGGUCGCGGUCUACAAGGCCGAGGGCGUGCCCUUCGCCGAGAUCCACUACAUCUCCAACGCCGACGUCAUCGAGCUCGUCGAGCACCGCGCGCGCGGCAUGUUCCGCAUGCUCGACGACGAGGUCCGCGCGCCGGGCGGCUCCGACAAGCAGUACGUGUCGAAGCUGCACCGCGCGCUCAAGGACCACGCGCGCCUCGGCUUCGACAAGCGCAACCCCGACGUCUUCCUGCUCAAGCACUACGCGGGCGUCGUCAAGUACGAGGUCGAGGGCUUCCUCGUGAAGAACAAGGACCGGCUCUACGACGACGUCGCCGACUGCAUGUGCGCGUCGUCCAACACGCUCGUCGCGAACCUCUUCGCGCCCGACGGCCCCGUGGGCCACAAGAAGGGCUCCAAGGUCACCUGCAGCGGCCGCUUCGUGAGCCAGCUCGGCGACCUCAUGCGCCUGCUCAACGACGCGGAGCCGCACUAUAUUAGGUGCAUCAAGCCGAACAAGGCGAAGAAGCCGGAUCUGUUCGAGGGCACGAUGUGCUACGACCAGCUGAACUUCGCGGGCGUCUUCGAGGCCGUCACGAUCCGCCAGCAGGGCUACCCCUUCCGCUGCUCCCUCGCGGACUUUUACCGCCGCUUCUGGCUCGCGGCGCCGCCA
Messenger RNA from Aureococcus anophagefferens, 996 nucleotides. RefSeq lists its product as hypothetical. The annotation marks the transcript as partial. Lineage: Eukaryota; Pelagophyceae; Pelagomonadales; Pelagomonadaceae. Gene Ontology annotation, biological process: vesicle transport along actin filament; actin filament organization. The record is from RefSeq and is a predicted model, not a curated record. Gene Ontology annotation, molecular function: microfilament motor activity; ATP binding; actin filament binding. Gene Ontology annotation, cellular component: actin cytoskeleton; vesicle; cytoplasm. The transcript has a single exon.